GGCGUCUGCCAUGAUGGUCACUGAAGGAGAGCCCAUCGCCAAGCAGCCUCGGCCCGGCGAGUGGCUGUGCUCGAUGGCGGCCGUGGCCGCGUCGGCGGCCGUCGACCUGCGCAACCGCGAGCCGCUCUUCCCGACGCGCAAGCAGCGAGAGUUCAUACCGGACAACAAGAAGGACGACACCUACUGGGACCGCAGGAGGCGGAACAACGAGGCGGCCAAGAGGUCGCGGGAGAAGAGGCGCCUCAACGACAUGGUGCUCGAGACCAGAGUCCUCGAGCUCGCCAAGGAGAACGCCGUGCUACGGGCCGAACUGGCUGCGCUCAGGGACAAAUUCGGCAUUCGCGGUUCGCUCGUGGUCGAGCAGCAACAGGCGCCCCAACACCCGCCCGACAUAGCGGUUCCCGUCCCGGUUCCGGCCGCCGCCGCGGCGGGCCUCACCGAUCUGCGAGGCCGACGGAACAAGCUGCUCUCGGCGUUACUCCCGGCACUGGUGCCGCCAGCUUCGGCGGGAGCUGCGCAGCCGCUGGCAACCUCGCCCUCGCCUUACUCGGCCGCGUCGUUGGCACAGCAAGCGCAACAGGCGCAGCAGCAGCAGUUGCAGCCGCACCAGGCUCACCUGUUGGCGCAGAGUCCGAACCACCUGCACAGCCACCACCACCCACAGCUGAGUCAACAGCUCAACGGUCAACCGCAUCCGACGGCGCUACUGUGCACCGCGCCGCCGCCGGCCCUGGAAGACCACGCCACGGCAGCGACGGACCAGGAGUCGUCGCCACUGUCUUCGGGUUCGUGGUCUUCAGCGGAAGACAGUCCACCGGCGCACCACUUCUGCCUGCCGCACAAGCUGAGGCACAAGUGGCACAUCAGCGGCCCGGAGGGCGGCGUGCCGCCGCCAAACGGCGCCGCGGUGGUCAUCACCACCGCCUCCAUCGUGUCCGCAAACGGCAACGCCGGCAGCAACGGCAGCGUAGGCGGCUCCUCGUCUCCCGAGCUGCGUUCCUCGUCGUCGUCCUUCCACGGCCGGGAGGACACCGCCUCGUCGGACGGCGACAGCGGCGCGUCCAGCACGGACGCCCCCUCGCCCCGCAGGAGCGACUCCUCGUCGCGAAAGAGCCGCAACGGCGCGUCCUCGGGACACCACCAUCACCACCACCACAGGUCGGCUCACUCGCGGUUAGACCUGCAGACGGAGAACUUCCAACUGCGCUCCGAGAUGCAGCGGCUCGCCGCUGAGGUUGCCAACCUGCGAGACAUGAUGAUGAGCGGAGGACCUUCGCCACACAACGGAGCCCCACCCCCGCCUCACCUGCACCCGCUGCAGGCGGGAGCUAACGGAAACGGCUCGGCGGCCGAGCUGCACGGUGCCGACCAUCCGCCGCACCUGCAACCACCGCCGCAUCUCCAGCACCUGCAGUCGAUGGCGCAGGGAGCGCCGCCGCUCGUGCACCAUCACCACAGGCACAACGGCUCCAACGGACGCGUCGCAGCGGAAGAGAACGGCUCGACCAACGGCUCGUCGACGCCUACCAUGAACGGCGGAGGCUCGAGCCGCGAGGACAACCCCAGCCACUGACGGAACAAACCAUUCCGUCCACGCGAACAUGAAGAAAAGCCAAGGUGCUCACUCUCACACUUAUCUCAACCGCCCUGUUCAUUUUCCAUCACGCGCCGCCGUCUCGAGAAAGACCUGCGCAUGCGCGCAGGAGCGGAGCCUGCGCGGGCGUAACUUCCGGAGCGCCUCUAGUAAGUCACGCAGCACGACCGAAACACGCCUGCCCGUCAUCAUUCGCGGUUUCGUAAUCCCAAUUUGCGAGUCUACACCGACGUGCAGCUACGCCACGUCGGAAAACAUGUACUGAAUUGGCCCGUGAGUAGCAAAGCUUGUCACUGAUGCCAUCUAUUCGUGUGGUCAGGAACUUAUCACUGUGCAUGAGAGUGUAGAGGUGUGUAAGGUGUUCUACCACUGACUGCCCGGUCCUCGCUAGACCGACUGUGCUGUGGUUCUUGACAGGAAUGGACAAACUGUUCACGCGCACCGAUUCCCUGCCAUACGUCAUUCGUUAAAACCAGUGCGGCGUCUGGAGCGCCCUGUGCCGACGUGCUCGACACUGUCAACGUGGUCGCCCUUCUGGGUGGCUGGCUGUCAGGCCGGACAACCGGUCUCCAUCUUCACGACCCGUGACCAAUGGACAACUGGCCAGCAAUUCAGCGCGCCGCUUCCACACCGACGAGUCUGCGAAGUAACAUAGUCUAGACAAGAUCAACGUCUCUGCGUCAUCUACCUGCCAACGUUAGGUCACCAAGGGCAGCUGUGUUAAUCCAUCGGCCUAAAUAGGCAAGUUACUUUCUGGUCUCUUCUGACGUCACCGGAAGAAGGCUGACUCUACUGUCAGGAGUGCUCCAUCGGCUUUUAGUUUGUCAGCUAACGAUUUCCGUGACGGACUUGUGGUACUACCGUAAGGCCGGCCGGCGAUCUUGCUGACGUCUCUUAUAUCUGUGGUAUCGACUUCGUGAUGUCAUGUUGCCGAUGUCUACGUCAUCUGUGCGGACCUAUUUGAGGGAGUGCACACACUUGCAUUACUUUCAGUAGCGUUGGUGGAGCAAGCAGGGUCUUGUAGCCAUAAUUAAUGCUUCUUUCAAUGACUUUCUUUUUUCAUCAUUCCUGCCCGUUAACAUGACAUGUUCCAACAUUCUUUGCCGUCAUGAAAUUAUGACGUUAGAUUGUCCAGCUAGCCGCUGUGUCAUGCAACCAUUUAUGCUGUAAUGUAGGAAAUCUUACCCAAUUCAAGGCGCACCUCAUGGCCAAACAAUAUUACCAAGCGUUCAGCUUUAAAGGUCGAAAGAGCAUGUAAAGCUGAUGUAUAUUUGCGGAGAAGACAACCUAUCAAUAAAUAAAAACGUAUUUAAGCUCAGACGAUAUAAGGCCGAAUUUCAACUUCAUAAGUCCAUGUAUUGUUUUUCAUAUCCUGCCUUAGUCCUUCUUCGACACGGUGACAAGCUCCUCAGGAUAGCAAUAAAAUUAUCAGCAUUGCUAUUUGGACCCAACCAUAACCCUGAUAUCAUUUGUUAUGUCGCAUAGCGUAACAUCGUUAUCAUUUUCCUUUUUCGCUGUUAAACUUCCAACGUAAGGGACUGCUGUGUUCAGUUUUCCCAGUGUAAGAACCGAAGGAUUAGUUGUCCAAAGACCAGGAUACUGAAAGGCGAUUUUGUGCCAUGUUUGUCAUUUAAGCAUCAGCAUUUUUUUUUUUUUGACGUCGGUUACGUUUCUUAAGGUCGCCUAGAGUUGUGACUACAACAUCACGGCACUCCUUCCUCAAGGCCUACGAGGAACACCCUAUAGUGGAGCGCAAGCGGGGUAUAAUGGCAAGUGGGUAUUUUACGUCACUCUUUAACUGGCUUAAUUACUUCGAUGGGAACAGAAACGUUCGCUACAAGUUCUCUAGCAGGCAAAUACAACAAGCGGGUGCAUUCAAGACCAGAAAAACUGCAUCAAAGCAAAGCGCCAUUCCAGCUGAUCAUCGAUAACGUCUCGUGCAUCUCGAACGCCUUCAUAACAAUCCAGAAGUAUGGCAACUUCCGGGAGAAACGCAGUAGGCUGUCGUCGUGACCACAGUAAGCAAUGAUGAAGGUGGGAGAGGCGAUGCUUUCGUAAAUGAUCAGAAGGACGAAACUUCUCAAAAAAACCACCAAGCUAUGUCAAAUCUCUGUACUAUAUGAACGUUUUUCCUUUUUGCUCAAAAGAAAUCUAUCCGACAGUUCUGGCGGCUAGACCACACACCCAUGCCGAUAACCCGUAAGACCUCCCGUUUCAAAACAUCUGGUGUCUAAACGACCAUCAAAAUUAGCAACAGAAGCGACGUCGCGCACACAAAUGAGAAAUGGGCCAAUGUAUAGGCAAACUUCUGAAGACCUAAUUUAUUGUGACAUCACUUCAAUGUCGUCAAGAAAGUGAACGAUAAACCUAGUUUCACAAUAACGCUAAAAGGAAUCAGGCUGUACUGUGGUCACGCUGCGGCCAUCUUACGCUCGAGCCUGGCGGUAUUCACGAAACACCGCUCGCUUAAUGCGCUACUGGAAUGCUACUUUUCUCCAACACAGACAUCAUAGGCAUUCUCGCAAUGGUGUCGAUACCAAGCUCUGUUUUUGCGGAGUUCGAAGCCUGCGAAAUGAUACAUCGUUCCCGCAUCGUAUGACGUUUCACUGAGUGCCCAGUGGGGAAGGCGUUCGAGAAGGUUAGCUAGCCAAAGAAGGCACAACAGCCGCGCUAACCUCACGAUCCACGCACUCAAAAAACAGAAGGCAAGAAGCACUAUCUUGCGGAGGACAGGCGAAAACUCAUUGCUUAGCUAUGUCUAGCCCUACGUGGGAGUCAACAACUUGUAAAGAUCCCUUCUACAUGGGGUACCAAUUCACUGGCCUUAAACCGAUCAACCGACCUGCAAUGCGAUAUAAGAGACAAGUCACAGCUCGUGUGCGGAAUGGUAUGCUAAGCCUCGCGAGGUAGUGCUAAGCCUAGCGCUCCAUGUUCGCGAAAACAGACACAAAGUAAACUGUCCUGACAGAAGCGAACACCAACGGUGCGGUCGUUCACUGCUUCACCGUAUCCACGGUGGCCAGACGCUGACACAUUUUUUAGAAGUGACACUGUUUCUUCAAAAGACAGGUCCCUGACGGCACGUUGGCAAGACAGCCUUAUGUAAUAUCACGAGUGUUCAAUAGUGAGCUUACACAAGAUGAAGCUGUGGUGACAGAGAAGUGAACAGGGUGGUUGGUGGUCUCGUUUUGUGCCGAUAAAAAAAAAGUAGGAGCACGAGAGGUGCGCAAGAUAGCACUAUUUUUUUCUUCAUUACUUCUUUUGAGAGCGUUGUGCGGAGGCAAAACACAUUGACGUAGGUUGUUUAUAUCGCAGUUAUUGUCUGCCUGCUGAAUCGACCACUUCUGGUCUC
This is a messenger RNA of Rhipicephalus microplus (southern cattle tick), 4946 nucleotides long. RefSeq names its product nuclear factor interleukin-3-regulated vrille (gene vri). Gene Ontology annotation, biological process: regulation of DNA-templated transcription; circadian rhythm. Gene Ontology annotation, cellular component: nucleus. Lineage: Eukaryota; Metazoa; Arthropoda; Arachnida; Ixodida; Ixodidae. Gene Ontology annotation, molecular function: DNA-binding transcription factor activity; DNA binding. The record is from RefSeq and is a predicted model, not a curated record.